This is a messenger RNA of Ichthyophthirius multifiliis, 1373 nucleotides long. RefSeq lists its product as hypothetical. Lineage: Eukaryota; Ciliophora; Oligohymenophorea; Hymenostomatida. Gene Ontology annotation, molecular function: aspartic-type endopeptidase activity. The record is from RefSeq and is a predicted model, not a curated record. The transcript is spliced from 3 exons. Gene Ontology annotation, biological process: proteolysis.
UAAAAAUAUAAAAAGAAAAAUGAAAAAGGUAUUAAUAUUAUUUACAUUACUAAUUCUAGUAAUUUCACAUUCUUAAAAAAAUAUUACGCAAAAACAAUUAAAAAAAACUAAAAAGAUAAGAGUCAGAAAACUUAAUUAAUAUUCCGUUAAAAAAAGCUGAACUAACAAAACACUAAAAGCACAGAAUGAUAUAAUUAUUGUCAACUCACUAAUAUUAUACUAUAUCUCAUUCAGACUCUUUAGCAUCUUAAUUAUUUUAAGAAGAUGAUUCAAAAAAAAAUACAAAUAAAAAUACAUAAGAUUCUAAAUCUAAUUAAUUCAAUUUGAAAUUAUUUAAUUUCUAAAAUGUAUAAUACACUGGACCCUUAUCUAUUGGUGAUCCAGAUAAUACUUUCGAAGUGAUAUAUGAUACCGGUUCUGCAAAUAUUUGGAUAGAUUCAAAAUAAUGUAGUGAUAUAGGAUGCAGAAACAGAAAAUAAUAUGAUCAUUAGAAAUCUAGUAAUUAUCACGCAAUAAAUUUAUAAUUAGAUGUAUAAUUUGGAACAGGAGAAUUAAUAGGUAAUUUCAGUUAAGACACAGUUUACUUUGGAGGUGUUGAAAUUGAAAAAUAGGAUUUUAUAGAAAUCCAAAAAUAAAUUGGAGCAGUAUUUUAAGAUGCUAAAUUUGAUGGAAUUGUUGGUUUAGCUUUUCCUAGUAUGGUUGCCUAUAAUAGAAAUUCGCUUUUUGAUAAUCUUGCUAAGUCAAAAAAAAUUUCGAAAAAUAUUAUUUCUUUUUACAUGAGUAAUAAUGCUGGAAGCUCAGAUUCUUAAUUAACUAUUGGCGGUUAUGAUAAAAAUAAGGUGCUUGGAUAAAUACAUAGUCAUAAAAUUGUGAAAUAAUAUUAUUGGAUCUUCAAAGCUGAUAAUAUUUUAGUAGGAAAAAAAGACAUUGGAUUAUGUAAAGGUGGAUGCUAUUUAAUUGCUGAUACUGGUACUUCUUUAAUUACAGGACCUUCGGAUUCUAUCUAUAACUUGUUAAAUCACCUUAAUGUUAAUGAUAAUUGCUCUAAUAUGAACAGUUUAGGCGAUAUUACUUUUAUUGCUGAUGGCGUUGAAUAUAAUUUAAAACCUGAAGAAUAUAUUCUUAAGGACGAUGAUGCUGAAAUGUUUGUGGAAGCUUCAAUCAGAGCUGGAAAUACUAUGAAAAAUAAAUCUGCUUCAUGUAUGGCUGGAUUCAUGCCUUUGGAUAUUCCAAAUGAUGAAGAUGAUGGAUUUAAAUAUGAAAAAGCUUGGAUCUUGGGAGAUAUUUUUCUCAAGAAAUAUGUUUCUAUUUAUGAUAGAGAUAAUAAUACUGUUAGCUUUGGUGUUGCUAAUCACUCAUCGAUAUGAAAAUUC